AUACCCCAUCGCUUCCGGCUCGGGAGUGGAUACCGCUCCUUUUUCUGUGGCCAAAAUUUUUGGCUUCGGUGGUGCACGAGAUCGCAUACUCCGACCACUCCGCUCUCCUCCUCCACGUCCUCCCGGAGAAUGCUUAUGGCCGGUAACUUUUGCCGGCUCGCCAACUUUCCGUGGCCUCAGCCCGCCGCGAACCACAGAGGAGCUAGGCGGGGUUCUUGCUCUCCCUGGCGUUUCCCCUCUGAUGGCCGUCCCUCGGAACCAUGGGCUUUCAGGUGCCUGCGGAUUGCCCGGCCUUCUGCUAUCUCACAAGGCCGCAGCGUCUCCUGUCGAGCCUCAGAAAUCACCGCUGAUCCGGGCCAAGACCGACUCAUGAAGGUAUCUUUUGGAUGUUUGCUGGAAGAAAUGUGUCAGGCACAUACAGGGCGAAUAGUGCAACAAGAUGCUAUAAGGAGUCUGUUCAGACCAUAUUAUGGCAGGUGGUGAGGAUAGAAAAAAAAGAAAACUUAUGCAGUCUGGUGUCACCCAUGAUCAGAAGCAUGAUAAAAAAUGAAAGAGAAGUCCCCAUAGCAAAUAUAAGAAAUUUCUGCAUUAUUGCGCACAUUGACCAUGGGAAGUCAACCUUAGCAGAUAAAUUAUUACAGUUGACUGGUACGAUACAGAAGAGGGAGAUGAAAGAACAAUUCCUAGAUAACAUGGAUUUAGAAAGAGAAAGAGGCAUCACAAUCAAAUUACAGGCAGCCAGGAUGCGUUAUGUUUUGGAAAGUGAACCGUAUUGCCUUAAUUUAAUUGAUACUCCAGGGCAUGUGGACUUCUCAUAUGAGGUUUCUCGUUCUCUUGCGGCUUGUGAAGGUGCCCUUCUAGUUGUAGAUGCUUCUCAGGGUGUGGAAGCUCAGACAUUAGCUAAUGUUUAUCUGGCUCUAGAAAACAACCUUGAGAUUAUACCAGUUUUGAAUAAAAUAGAUCUGCCAGGUGCUGAACCAGAUCGUGUUUCCCGGGAUAUUGAAGAGAUUAUUGGAUUAGAUUGCAGCGAUGCAAUUCAUUGUUCAGCUAAGGAGGGAAUAGGUAUAACUGACAUUCUCAAUGCUAUAAUCACAAGGAUUCCUCCCCCUAAGGAUACUGCUGGAAGUCCUCUUAGAGCUCUUAUAUUUGAUAGCUACUAUGAUCCAUACAAAGGUGUAAUUGUUUAUUUUCGGAUUGUUGAUGGAACUAUAAAGAAAGGUGACAGGAUAUAUUUCAUGGCUAGUGGGAAGGAUUACGUUGCUGAUGAAAUUGGUGUCUUGUCACCCAAUCAACUGCCUGUAAAUGAGCUAUAUUCUGGUGAGGUGGGCUAUAUUUCAGCUUCAAUAAGAUCAGUUGCAGAUGCCAGGGUUGGUGACACAAUUACUCACUUCCGAAGAAGGGCAGAGAGCUCAUUGCCAGGAUAUGAGGAGGCCAGAUCCAUGGUGUUUUGUGGUCUAUUCCCUGUUGAUGCUGAUCAAUUUCCUGAGUUGCGUGAUGCAUUGGAAAAGCUUCAACUCAAUGAUGCUGCUCUGAAGUUUGAGCCUGAAUCUUCUAGUGCUAUGGGUUUUGGUUUUCGAUGUGGGUUUUUAGGUCUUCUCCAUAUGGAAAUUGUCCAGGAAAGGCUUGAGAGAGAGUACAACUUGACAUUGAUAACAACUGCACCAAGUGUAGUUUACCGUGUCAAUUGUAUAAACGGUGAUACUAUUGACUGCUCAAAUCCAACUUUACUGCCAGAGCCUGGAAAGAGAAGUAAAAUUGAAGAACCAUUUGUUAAGAUUGAAAUGCUCACACCAAAGGAAUAUAUAGGCUCUCUAAUGGAGCUUGGUCAAGAAAGAAGAGGCGAAUUUAAACAAAUGAACUUUAUCACAGAGAAUAGAGCCUCAAUUAUUUAUGAGUUACCGCUAGCAGAGAUGGUUGGGGAUUUCUUUGAUCAGCUGAAGUCUAGAAGUAAAGGAUAUGCUAGCAUGGAAUACACUUUUGUGGGUUAUAGGGAAAGUGAAUUGGUGAAGCUUGACAUCCACAUCAAUGGUGAGCCUGUUGAACCAUUAGCAACAAUUGUCCACAAGGAUAAGGCAUAUGCAGUAGGGAGGGCUCUGACUCAGAAACUGAAAGAACUAAUUCCUAGACAGAUGUUCAAACUACCCAUUCAAGCAUGUAUUGGUUCAAAGGUGAUUGCUAGUGAAUCGUUGUCAGCCAUCAGGAAAGAUGUUCUAUCAAAAUGUUAUGGGGGUGAUAUAACAAGGAAAAAGAAGUUGCUAAAGAAGCAGGCUGAAGGAAAGAAAAGGAUGAAAGCAAUUGGCAAGGUUGAAGUACCACAAGAAGCCUUUAUGGCUGUUUUGAGACUAGAAAAGGAAGUGAUAUGAUAUCCUGUGUAAUCAAAAUCAAUCAAAGAGCCAAAAUAAUUGUCUGUUGCUAGCAACUUUUCUCGCCAUCAUGUGCUCAAGAGAUAUCCAAGUUCUAUAAGAAGAGCAAUGCAGGCUUCAUAAUUUACCCGUCAUUCUUCUUCCCAUAUGCUUGCAGCUAAUGGACAUUAAAGGCCCCGAGUUGCUCGCUUGUUGAUUUUUCCACUUCUAUCAAUUGCUUGCACCUAAACAGUCUUUUGCUUGGCCAGAAUGCUGACUUGUACGUCCAAAAUACACUCAGAAGGACAAAAUGAAGCAUUUAUUAAUUUAUAUGCAGCAUUCAUUCCACAGCUUAGGGGGUAUGAGCAGGAAAAAAUCUUCAAAUUUUUCUUACAUAAAAUGAUUUGUAAAUCUCUGAGAUUGAUCCAAUCAAUAUGCACUUUUAUUUGAAUAAGAGUCAGAUUCUAUUAGCUUUCCAUAAUGUAGUAGAGUAUUUAUUAUUAUCA
This is a messenger RNA of Phoenix dactylifera (date palm), 2848 nucleotides long. RefSeq names its product Small GTP-binding protein. Gene Ontology annotation, molecular function: GTP binding; ribosome binding; GTPase activity. Gene Ontology annotation, biological process: positive regulation of translation. Lineage: Eukaryota; Viridiplantae; Streptophyta; Magnoliopsida; Arecales; Arecaceae. The record is from RefSeq and is a predicted model, not a curated record.